CAAGAUGGUAGUAUGCAGAGCUUACUUUCUUCGUUAGGUGACGUUCGCCGGCUUAACGCAGUAUAUUAGCUAAAGCUUGCUGUAAGCGCGGAGGCAGGCGGAGGGUGGGGCUGCGGUAUGUCCGUUUUCCACGAUGAAGUAGAGAUCGAGGACUUCGAGUACGAUGAGGAGACGGAGACCUACAGCUAUCCGUGCCCAUGUGGGGACCGCUUCCUCAUCACGCGGGAAGAUCUGGAGAAUGGUGAAGAUGUGGCCACUUGUCCAAGCUGUUCGCUCAUAAUAAAAGUCAUCUAUGACAAGGAACAGUUUAUAUGUGGUGAAGAAGUCUUGGCACCUACAACAAACAAGGAACUGGUUAAAUGUUGACAAUUAUUUGAAACUUUGCUGAACUUGAAGAAUACUGUGGUGGUAUUUAAGCAGAAGACACAAGGACUGCUUCAGUAGUUUGAAAGAAAAACUGAUAUGUUUGCUUGCAUAAGAAGCUCUUAAUAUUUAUACAAAAUAAAUUUUUAUGGGUAAGAUUGAAAUAGUGACAGCCCACAAUGCAUGAAGACGUGUGUGAGCAUUCCAAAUCUGGCAAGUAGUUGCAAACCAACACUUGUUCCUGUACUCUUGGAUUCUUCACAGCCAUGUGCAGGAAAUGAACCACUGAGUCCUGAAUUAAGAGCAAGAAAACUUCAUCCCAUGCUGUAUUUGGCUCCUAAAAGUGUUUUAUAUCAUAGGCCAGAUUUGUUGACAUCAAGCUAAUUCCAAUUCUCUUUAUCUUUUUUGCUCAGUCACAGCAUCCCACGCUGUAUUAUCUAAGCAAAAUCUUGCUUUGACAGUGCAGUUUGCCUUAGAUUUAAGCAGGCAUCUUUAUGUAUAAACUUGAGGCACUGGUUUUUAUGUCUGGUAUAUCAGCAAGAGACUUUAGAGAUCCAUUUGCUUCCAUCUUCUCAAAUAUGUAUCUGAAAAUCUCAUUACUUCCUUGUUUACUUAAUUUGUAAUUGGGCUUUUCAGGUGGGUUUGCAAUUUAGGAUGUGAUUCUGGUAACACUUUGUGGAUAUUUUUAGUAGUUUUGUGUGGGAAAAUAAGUGUCUGUUCUGCCUUAACAGUUUUUAUCUUAGAAAGAAUUUGUAUAAAAUUUAAUCUGCCUCCCAGACUGUUGCCAUCUAAACAACAUGUUCUAAAAUGAUUGUUACCUCCAUACAAGUAUAAAUAAUUCAGCAUAACAAUUUAAUUUUAUAAUCUUGGAAUGAGGAAGCACAGUUUCAUUUCAUUUUGAUAUUCAGUGGUAACCCACCACAAGAGUUAAUGGCAAUACACAGUGGCAGUAUGCAUUUCUGACUUUUGAGAACUACUUUUGACUGACAAUUUAUCAUCAAUUAAUGUUUUCUUUGUUGUUUAAAACCAUGUGUUACAUCAGUUGCUCUUCAUGGCCAGCAGGUGGCACUGAAACAUUGUAUUCACAUCAAAGUUUGUAAAUGGUAUGUUUUUUAAAGUCACAAAUAAUUAUUUUGCACUUUAAACAGUGUCAUUUAACACUGAAACAAUUAUACAUUUCAGUAAUACAUAUUCUCUCAUAAUUUUUAGGGGUAAUCAUCUGAAAAGCAUUAAUGGGAACUUUGCCGUUGCCAAGCUUGCCCAAUAUCAUGUUUACAAUUGGCAUGUGUUCACUGUUACUAGUGAAUGAUAUGUACAAAAUUCUAUUGGGAAAUAAAACACUAAAAAAAUCCACACCAUCAUUGAUAGGUAGUUAAUAUAUGGCGACUAGAAAUGCCAGUGAACUGAUCAUAUUUGUAUAUAAAGAAGCUAAAAUUAAUUGACACAAGAAAUAAUGCAAAAGAAUUUUAGAUUCUGCCAGUUUUCAUGGAAAACUAACCUAUUUCAGGUUGAAUUUCAAACUGUUUGGACCUUUCACAUGAGCUCAAAUGGGGCUAGGUCUGUACUAGUAUGAGAGAAUGACUUAAAAGACUACACACCUCAAAUUCUGUUACAUAUUUCCUGGCAGAGUGUGGGUGCUCUGUGCUGCUUUCCUGCCUUCCUUGAAACUGACUGAUGGUGAUCAGCAGUCCUGUAGAGAGUAGUGGUAUAGUCCUGAGGGCUGGGUAUGCUUACCUUUCCAUACAUGCUGCUGCUAGUGGGAACUGCCUUAGAAUCCAUGUAUGAGAUCUUUUGAAAGUGUUCCCAUGUUGAAAAAUCCGGUUGUGAUGUGGGGGAAAGCUUACAUAAUUCAGUCAAAGCUAGGAGUCAAUAAUAUUUAUUACUGAUUGUAUAUACACCCCCAGGGGAGUAAAUGAGAAUUGCCACUCCACUUGGCAUACAGCAAUAAAACUGUUCUGAAGUG
Molecule: messenger RNA, 2326 nt
Organism: Varanus komodoensis (Komodo dragon)
Lineage: Eukaryota; Metazoa; Chordata; Lepidosauria; Squamata; Varanidae
Gene: DPH3
Product: diphthamide biosynthesis 3
Exons: 3
Coding region: 118-366 (82 amino acids)
Biological process (GO): protein histidyl modification to diphthamide
Molecular function (GO): metal ion binding
Source: RefSeq, a predicted model, not a curated record